AUGAAACUUCUAAUUUUGUUGGAGGGGGCUGAGUGGGGGCUGAGUGGGUGCCCGAGGGGGGCCGUGACGGCACUCCCUCUACGUCCGGUGCCAGCGCCACGUCGCCGGCUGUUCACUGCUGCCCAGGAGUCGCAGCCAGCGCCCCCUGCUGCCCAGGAGCCGUACCCAGCGCCCCCUGUGCCCAAGGAGGAGUGGCCCGAGCCGCCUGAGCCCGAAGAGGAGUGGCCCGAGCCGCCUGAGCCCGAGGAUGAGUGGCCCGAGCCGCCUGAGCCCGAGGAGUGGCCUGCACCGCCUGAGUUUGCAACGUCGCCCUCUCCUAUCCAGGCCGCCCUGGCGCCUCCCCUGCCAGCUCCUGACCCUCCGCCGGCUCUCCCGAUUCCUGGCCCUCCGCUGGCUCUCCCGGGUUCUGGCCUUCCGCCGGGUCUCCCGGCUUCUGGCCCUCCGCCAGCUCCUGACCCUCCGCCUCCCCGGCCUGUCGCAACGGCUCUGCCGCCCUGGGGCUGUUCCACCCCCUCGGCGGGUUCGUGUCGGCCCCCGGCCCAAACCAACUGUGCCAUCAAUGUGAAAACACUGGCCAUUGGAUCAAAGAUUGGCCUGAAGGAACGACAGGACACUGCCCACGUCGCAACAGAGGGGGUCAACCCCCGCGCCCUCACACCAUCAGUCCCUGACGCCGGAGCCUGGCCCUCUCAGAAGCCAAGCCCGCAGCGGCUGACCCAGUACAGGGAAUGCCCCAAUCGAGACGUUCGCCUGCGACAAAGCCCCGUGGCGGUACGGGAUUGGCCACGGCGUCCCCACCGCCAUCUGGGCCGCCUCCGCAAACCACAGGGCACCCGGGCGAAAGGGGGCGAUCAGUAUGAGCGACAACCCCUCCGACCGCACCUGAGACAUGACAGGGAGAAUGCACUGUAG
Messenger RNA from Esox lucius (northern pike), 912 nucleotides. RefSeq names its product vegetative cell wall protein gp1-like. The transcript has 4 exons. NCBI's taxonomy places the organism in Eukaryota, Metazoa, Chordata, Actinopteri, Esociformes, Esocidae. Bases 1 to 912 code for a protein of 303 amino acids. The record is from RefSeq and is a predicted model, not a curated record.